Molecule: messenger RNA, 735 nt
Organism: Metopolophium dirhodum (rose-grain aphid)
Lineage: Eukaryota; Metazoa; Arthropoda; Insecta; Hemiptera; Aphididae
Exons: 1
Coding region: 1-735 (244 amino acids)
Source: RefSeq, a predicted model, not a curated record
AUGGGCCAAACGAUAGAGGAAGAUUGGAAGGUUCUCAGUACCAUUGAGGAUGCAAGCUACGGCCGGACAUCGAGGGUGAAUAAGAGAAGUCAAGAAGAGCAGGAAACAGUCCAACAUUUUAAGCAAUAUACAACUCGUGAUGAAGAGGGGCGUUUUCUCGUCCGACUUCCCGUCAAGCAGAAAAUCAGUGAAAUAGGUGCAACUUUGCCUAUGGCUACCGCCCGGUUCCUGAAUGUUGAGAAAAGAUUGCAAAAUGAUGAGAACUUAAAGAAUGAGUACAUACGUUUUAUGAGUGAAUAUAUUGAAUUGGGGCAUAUGGUUGAAGUGUUGGAAGAUUCGAUUCAGACUCAGAACCACUUUUUUCUACCGCACCAUUCAGUAACAAAGGCGUCAAGUUUGACAACAAAGGUCCGAGUAGUUUUCGACGCUUCAGCUAAGAGCGCAUCUAGUGUUUCCCUUAAUGAUGUAUUGAGAUGCGGCCCAACUGUCCAGCAAGAUUUAUUUUCAAUACUAGUUCGCUUCCGCAAGCAUCAAUUUGUCUUAACUUCUGACAUAGAAAAAAUGUUUCGGCAAAUAAAGGUGGGAAGAGAAGACUGGGACCUACAAAGAAUUGUUUGGAGAUCCAGUCCUGAAGAACUACUCCGUUCAUAUCAACUUACUACAGUCACGUACGGAACGACCCCUGCCUCAUUCUUGUCCACCUAUUGUCUUAUAGCACUCGCAGAAAGUGUCUAG